Messenger RNA from Neurospora tetrasperma FGSC 2508, 156 nucleotides. RefSeq lists its product as uncharacterized. The coding region runs from base 1 to 156 and encodes 51 amino acids. Lineage: Eukaryota; Fungi; Ascomycota; Sordariomycetes; Sordariales; Sordariaceae. The record is from RefSeq and is a predicted model, not a curated record. The transcript has a single exon.
AUGGUGGACCAUGGUCAAGAACCGCACAUGGCGGACAGAGAGACCAAAGCAAAUGCCCCCCGGGUAGAAAACAAAUCCAACACGCCCACCAUUCUACAUACCCUCAAGGGGGUGGGUCCGAACAGGUUCCCGAAUGUUGUCAAAGGCCGGCGUUGA